CCAAAAAAAAAAAAAAAAAAAAAAAACCAGGAGGAGGAGGAGAAAGAUGGAAGAGAAUCACGAAGAAGGAGAAGUGGAGAAAGUGUAUGUAGCAGUGGGAAACAAUGUGGAAGAUGGGUACAAGACCAUUGAUUGGGCCCUCAAGAAGUGGAACUCAAUCCCAAUCUCCAUGGUCAUCCUCCAUAUCUGCAAUAUCUCCAAUGAUUUUGUUUACACUCCUUUCGGGAAGCUUCCGGCAAUCUCAGUCAGCGAGGAGAAGCUUCAAGUUCUCAGAAAGUACGAGGAAGAAAAGAUCGACAAGUUACUUUCCAAAUACAUUGCUUUCUGCGGCAAGGUGAAGGCAGAGAUAUUCAAGGUUGAAAAACAAGAUGAUCCAAUCCAAGUGCUCAUAGUAGAUUUGAUCUCCAAGCUUAACAUCACCAAACUCGUCAUGGGAAUCACCUUCAUGAGAUCAUCAUCUUGGAAAUCGAAGAGUGCGAUAAGUGGAUCAUUCUACGUUUAUCAAAACAAGCCCGAAUUUUGCGAAUUUUACAUAAUAUGCGGAGGGAAAAUGGUGGCACUGAAGAGAGAGAACGACGGCAACAACAACAACAUCAGAAACUGGAUUGGUAAGAUGUUCCAUGAUCCGACAAGAAAUCUGGACCGUUCAUCCUCCAUCAGCGAAGAUCCAUGGGAUAAGAAUGCCAGAGAAACAGAAAAUUACCUGCAGCUUUUAUUAAGUUUAAAUUUAGAUGAAGAAACAGAUAACAAUGGCGUUGAUGAAGGGGAAUAUGAUGAUGAUGAUGAUGAUGUGGAGCUCGGUGUGCUUCAACACAUGGACUUGGCAGAAAAGAUGGAGUAUAUGAAGAGAAAAACAGAAGAGGCAAGAGAGAUGAUGGAGAAGAACAAGAGAGAGGCCAAAUCCAAUGCUGAAAGAUACGCCAAAGCUGAAUGGGCAGUCUCUCUAUGCAGCAACAGAAUAGAAAAACUCGAAGCCCGGAUCAAUGAAGAAGGCAGACGACGAGUCAAGAUUCAAGAAACCUUAGACAUGGAAAGCGAGCAGCUUGAUGAAGUCGCCAGAGAUGUGGAAGAGGGCAAGGCAAAGCUGAGUUCACUCUCUGAGCUUCAGAGAGAGCUCUCGAGCAAGCUCCGGUCCCUAACAAUGGCUAAAUCACAGGCAGAGGCUCAGCUGGAGAAGGUUGUGUCAGAGAGAGGCAAAAUGAUCGAAGACAUCGAGAAACUUAGGCAUCAGAGAGAUAUUUUCAAUCGCAGGAUCGAGUUCUGUAAGGAGAAAGAUGCAAUAGGGUUGGUCUCGAGGUUGAAUGCUGGUGAAGAUGCAAGGUGCAGAUACACGGAAUAUGCAUCGGAGGAUAUCAGGUUGGCCACUGACGAUUUUUCUGAUCGGAGGAGGCUAAAAUCUGGUGGCAACUGGACAAAAGUUUACCGGGGAAGGAUCAAAAGUACAACUUUGGCAGUCAAAGUGAUCGGAGAUUGUCUGUCUGAUCAGGACUUCCGAGCUAAGGUGGAACUGUUGAGUGAGAUCAGACAUCCUCAUCUGGUAGCCAUUGCUGGGUUCUGCUCCGAGCCUAAAUGCAUACUUUUCGAGUAUAUGCAUAACGGGAACUUGAGGGACAGUCUAUUCACAUCGCAGAGAAAAUCAGGACGAAGCCGGAUACUUAAGUGGCAUGAAAGAGUUCGGAUAGCUUACCAGGUUUGCUCUGGUUUAGGGUUUCUCCACUCCGCAAAGCCCAGACCUAUCGCCCAUGGCCAUCUGACUCCCUCAAAAAUCCUCUUGGACCGCAACCUCGUGCCGAAAAUCAGCGGGUUUGGACUUACCCUACACAGUGAUCAAUCCGAUACAAAACCUGAUAUCAGGGCUUUUGGGGUUUUGCUUCUGCAUCUCUUGACAGGGAGGAACUGGCCUGGUUUGCUCAAAGCCAUGACGAUGAACCAGACAGCUGUUCUGAGAGAUCUGGACGAAAUGGCGGGUAAGUGGCCAUUAGAGUUGGCAAAGGAGCUUGCUACUUUGGCGACGACGUGUUUGUCCAUUAACCGGGGAGCGUACAUGGAUCUGGGAAUUGGAGUGAUAAUGGAGGAGUUGGGAAAGAUAAGGCAGAAGGCAGACGAGUUUAGGACCAGAGGUGGAUAUGACGAAGCAACCAACGGAAACAUCCCCGAGGAAGAACAUACUGAUGUACCAUGUGUUUUCCUCUGCCCUAUAUUUCAGGAGGUAAUGAAGAACCCGCAUGUAGCCGCAGAUGGGUUUUCGUAUGAGCAAGAAGCAAUAGAGGAGUGGCUGAAGAUGGGACACGACACUUCGCCCAUGACAAAUCUGAGACUGGACCAUCAGUUCCUGACCCCAAACCACACACUUCGGUCUCUCAUCCAAGACUGGCAUAGCAAACAAGCAGCAGCACGAGCAUCCUCCUAGAUCUUUCACAUUAGCACAGUAUCAAUCUUUGACAAGCUGAUUUCCCGUUUACAGAUAAUAGAAUGUAAGGUGUUCUGAUUCAGUAUCUGACAAAGUUUCGAUC
Messenger RNA from Tarenaya hassleriana, 2513 nucleotides. Its product is annotated as putative U-box domain-containing protein 50. The transcript is spliced from 8 exons. The record is from RefSeq and is a predicted model, not a curated record. Gene Ontology annotation, biological process: protein phosphorylation; protein ubiquitination. Gene Ontology annotation, molecular function: ubiquitin-protein transferase activity; protein kinase activity; ATP binding. Lineage: Eukaryota; Viridiplantae; Streptophyta; Magnoliopsida; Brassicales; Cleomaceae. The coding region runs from base 47 to 2410 and encodes 787 amino acids.